Molecule: messenger RNA, 2083 nt
Organism: Eruca vesicaria subsp. sativa (arugula)
Lineage: Eukaryota; Viridiplantae; Streptophyta; Magnoliopsida; Brassicales; Brassicaceae
Source: the annotation of a GenBank genome assembly
AAGCUAUUCUUUAAACCUUGUCUUUAAAUCGUUUUUCUUCAAAUCCUCAUUAAUAAAAACAGAAGAGAUACCAUGCAACCUUAAACUGUUUCCCCAUAGUCUAUCUUCAGAGACCUGACCUCUCAUAGCUCUUUUAAUUCUCACAACAUUUCCAAAAAUAUCCCCAAUAUUAUCAAAAAGUUUACAAAUAUUUAAUAAACUGAUGGAAGCUGCAAAAGUCUACACACAAGAUGGCACCGUCGACCUCCAAGGCCGUUCCGUCCUUGCGUCCAAGACCGGCCGUUGGAAGGCUUGCUCAUUCCUCCUCGGGUAUGAAGCGUUUGAGAGGAUGGCGUUUUACGGAAUAGCUUCAAACUUGGUGAAUUAUUUGACAACAAGACUUCACGAAGACACUAUCUCCUCGGUUAGAAAUGUGAAUAAUUGGUCAGGUGCCGUUUGGAUCACGCCGAUCGCCGGAGCUUACAUCGCCGACUCAUACGUCGGCCGCUUCUGGACUUUUACUGCCUCCUCCCUCAUCUACGUCCUGGGGAUGAUUCUCUUAACAAUGGCGGUAACGGUAAAAUCAUUAAGACCAACAUGCAUCAAUGGGGUAUGCAACAAGGCAUCAUCUUUGCAAAUUGCAUUUUUCUACACGUCUCUCUACACCAUAGCCAUAGGAGCGGGAGGAACAAAACCAAACAUUUCUACUUUUGGAGCAGACCAAUUCGACAAUUAUAGCACUGGAGAGAAAAAACAAAAGGUUUCAUUCUUCAAUUGGUGGAUGUUCAGCUCCUUCUUGGGUGCACUAUUCGCGACACUAGGGCUUGUCUACAUCCAAGAGAAUCUUGGAUGGGGCUUAGGUUAUGGCAUCCCUACAGUAGGGCUCUUGGUUUCUCUCGUUGUGUUCUAUAUCGGAACACCGUUCUACAGGCAUAAGGUUAUUAAAUCAGACAAUAUAGCCAAAGAUUUGGUUAGAGUCCCUAUUGCAGCAUUCAAAAACCGAAAUCUUCACUGUCCUAGUGAUCUUUUGGAGCUUCAUGAACUUGACUCCCAUUAUUACAAAAGUACUGGUAAACAUCAAGUUCAUCACACUCCCAUAUUCAGGUUCUUGGAUAAAGCGGCCAUUAAGACAAGUUCGAAGGAGACACCUUGUACGGUGACCAAAGUGGAAGUGGCAAAGCGUGUACUAGGGCUUACCUUAAUAUGGCUUGUCACUUUAAUCCCAAGCACCUUAUGGGCACAAGUCAAUACUCUCUUCGUCAAACAAGGAACUACACUGGACCGGAAAAUCGGAUCAGACUUCCAAAUCCCUGCGGCUUCCUUGGGAAGCUUUGUCACCCUUUCAAUGCUUGUCUCAGUGCCAAUGUAUGACCAAUACUUUGUUCCCUUCAUGCGCAAGAAAACUGGAAACCCUAGAGGGAUCACUAUACUCCAAAGGCUAGGGGUAGGGUUUGUGAUCCAAAUUGUUGCAGUUGCGGUUGCUUCUGCCGUAGAGGUCAAGAGGAUGCGUGUAAUAAAGGAAUUUCAUAUAACUAGCCCAAAAGAAGUUGUGCCUAUGAAUAUUUUCUGGUUGCUCCCUCAGUACUCUCUUCUAGGCAUUGGGGAUGUGUUCAACGCGAUUGGUUUGCUUGAGUUUUUCUACGAUCAGUCACCUGAGGAGAUGCAGAGCCUUGGAACAACGUUUUUUACUAGUGGAAUCGGUGUAGGGAACUUCUUGAACAGUUUCUUGGUUACAAUGAUUGAUAAAAUCACGAGUAGAGGGGGAGGGAAGAGUUGGAUUGGGGAUAAUUUGAAUGAUUCUAGGCUAGAUUACUAUUAUGGGUUUCUAGUGGUGAUUUCGGUUGUGAACAUGGGCUUGUUCCUGUGGGCAGCUAGCAAGUAUGUUUACAAGAGUGAUGAUACGAAAGAGUUUGGUGGAGGAUGUGUUCAAAUGGAGACCAAAGCCUUUGACACAUCUCCGCUCACUCUUUGAUUAUGACAAGAAGAGAUGUGUGUAAAUAUAUGUUUUUUAGAAAAUUUGUAAGGUGUGGUAUUUUGGUUAACAUAAUAUGAAUAAAACUUUAGUGUUUAUUCUAAUCAAUCAAUUAAAACUUGGAAGAGCCAA